Molecule: messenger RNA, 2370 nt
Organism: Elephantulus edwardii (Cape elephant shrew)
Lineage: Eukaryota; Metazoa; Chordata; Mammalia; Macroscelidea; Macroscelididae
Gene: SCAF1
Product: SR-related CTD-associated factor 1
Exons: 10
Coding region: 1-2370 (789 amino acids)
Molecular function (GO): RNA polymerase II C-terminal domain binding
Source: RefSeq, a predicted model, not a curated record
AUGGAGGAGGAGGAGGAGUCGCGAGGAAAGACGGAGGAUUCGGGCGAAGAGCGGGGCGAUGGUGCCCCGGACAGAGACCCCACGCUUUCUCCUUCUGCCUUUAUCCUGCGCGCCAUCCAGCAGGCGGUGGGGAGCUCCCUGCAGGGGGACCUGCCCAACGAGAAAGAUGGCUCCCGGUGUUACGGCCUUCGGUGGAGGCGCUGCCGGAGCCCACGGUUAGAGCCUCGUGCUCAGGAAUCAGGAGGGACUGACACGGCUACUGUGUUGGACAUGGCCGCUGACAGCUUCCUCGCGGGGCUGGUGAACGUCCUGGACCCCCCGGACACCUGGGUGCCCAGCCGCCUGGACCUGCGGCCUGGCGAAAGCGAGGACAUGCUGGAGCUGGUGGCCGAGGUCCGCAUUGGGGACAGGGAUCCUGUCCCUCUGCCCAUGCCUAGCUUGCUGCCCCGUCUCCGGGCCUGGAGGACGGGCAAAACGGCGUCCGCGCUGUCGGGCAGCGAGCGGGACAGCCGCCGGCGGGGCGCCGUGCCCCCGUCCAUCCAGGACCUCACGGACCAUGACCUCUUCGCCAUCAAGCGGACCAUCACGGUGGGCCGGCCCGACAAGUCCGACCACCGGGGCCCCUCGCCGGCGCCCGCGGCGUCGCCCAAGCGCGAGGUGCUGUACGACUCGGAGGGACUGAGCGGCGACGAGCGCGGCGGCAAGAGCAGCGACAAGGACCGGCGCCGGGCGGGGGCCGCCGCCUCGUCCUCCCGCGACAAGGGCUCCCGCAGGAAGGCCCUGGACGGGGGCGAGCGGGACCGGGACAGGUCCUCCAAGAAGGCCCGCGCCUCCAAGGACUUGGUCCCGUCCUCGGGGCCCCCGUCCAAGCCGGCGCUCAGCAGCGGCUCGGGCUCGUCGUCGUCGUCGUCGUCCUGCUCCUCCCGGAAGGUGAAGCUGCAGUCCAAGGUGGCCGUGCUCAUCCGCGAGGGCGUGAGCAGCACCACCCCGGCCAAGGAGGCCGCGUCCACCAGCCUGGGCUCCAUCGGCGUCAAGUUCAGCCGGGACCGCGAGAGCCGCUCCCCCUUCCUCAAGCCCGACGAGCGGGCCCCCACCGAGGUGGCCAAGGCCGUGGCGGGCAGCACCAAGGCCAAGAAGACCAAGGUCAAGACCAAGGCCGGGGCCAAGAAAGCCAAGGGGACCAAGGGGAAGACCAAGCCAUCCAAGACCCGCAAGAAGGUGCGGAGCGGAGGGAGCGCCGGGGGUGGCGGCCCCGUGACGCUGAAGAAGUCCAAGGCGGACAGCUGCAGCCAGGCCGCGGGGACCAAGGGUGCCGAGGAGACGUCCUGGUCCGGAGAGGAGCGCGCAGCCAAGGUGCCCAGCACCCCGCCCCCCAAGACGGCCCCCCCGGCCCCCACGCUCACCCCGGACUCCCAGACCGUGGACAGCAGCUGCAAGACGCCCGAGGUCUCCUUCCUGCCUGAAGAGGCCAGCGAGGAGGCCGGGGUUCCAGAUGGGGCUGAGGAAGAGGAGGAGGAGGAGGAGGAAGAGGAGGAGGAGGAGGAAGAACAGCAGCCUGCCACCACCACGGCCACCAGCACAGCCGCGGCUGCCCCCAGCGCCGCCCCGAGUGCGGGCUCCACCGCUGGCGACUCCGGGACCGAGGAUGGGCCGGCCACCCGCGUCCCCCAGCUGCCCACGCUGCCCCCGCCCAUGCCUUGGAACCUGCCGGCCGGUGUAGACUGCACCACGAGCGGGGUCCUGGCCCUGACCGCACUUCUCUUCAAGAUGGAGGAAGCCAACUUGGCCAGUCGAGCCAAGGCUCAGGAGCUAAUCCAGGCCACCAACCAGCUCCUCAGCCACAGGAAGCCCCCUUCGGGUCUGGGGGUGACCCCAGCUCCUGUACCCACCUCUCUGGGCUUGCCCCCUGGUCCUUCCAGCUACCUGCUCCCCGGCAGCCUCCCCCUGGGGGGCUGCGGCUCCACGCCACCCACCCCCACGGGGCUGGCUGCUGCAUGUGACAAGAGGGAGGGCAGCAGCAGCUCCGAGGGACGAGGGGACACUGACAAGUAUCUGAAGAAGCUGCACACUCAGGAGCGGGCGGUGGAGGAGGUGAAGCUGGCCAUCAAGCCGUACUACCAGAAGAAGGACAUCACCAAGGAGGAGUACAAGGACAUCCUGCGGAAGGCUGUCCACAAGAUCUGCCACAGCAAAAGUGGGGAGAUCAACCCGGUGAAGGUGAGCAACCUGGUGCGGGCCUACGUCCAGCGCUACCGCUACUUCCGCAAGCAUGGCCGCAAGCCUGGAGACCCUCCUGGCCCCCCGCGGCCACCCAAGGAGCCGGGACCCCCUGACAAGGGCGGCCCAGGCCUUCCCCUGCCCCCCCUCUGA